Fragaria vesca subsp. vesca is the source of this 2754-nucleotide messenger RNA. Its product is annotated as U-box domain-containing protein 43-like. The transcript is spliced from 3 exons. NCBI's taxonomy places the organism in Eukaryota, Viridiplantae, Streptophyta, Magnoliopsida, Rosales, Rosaceae. The record is from RefSeq and is a predicted model, not a curated record. The coding region runs from base 222 to 2714 and encodes 830 amino acids. Gene Ontology annotation, molecular function: protein binding.
AAGACGGCUAAGAAUGAAUAUCAGUCUAUUUGCUAAAGUCUUUUGCUUUCUCUUUGGGUUUGGCCUUUUGAUUUCAUACGAUGCCAUAGCUUUGGUUUUGCCCAACAGGUUCUUUUAGUUUCUUUGUUCUUUUCCUUGUAUGUUCCUCUCCUCUGUUUCUUGCACAUAUAUAUACAUCUACUUCUGUCUUGGUUUGUUAAAAGCUUCCGUGUUUAUUUACAAUGAAACAUAUGGAGAGCUUGGGUUUUACAGAACUGGUGUCAGACCUAAAAGAGUUGGUUCAUGAGGUCGCUUCUCAGGCUCAGAAUUCUGAAACCCAAAGUGAAGUGCUUAAUGAAGUUGAAGUCCUAGUUGGGAAGUUUGACCCAAUUCUUGAUGAGUUAAGGGACAACGUUAAGUUUAAGGACCACCCACCAUUGAAGAAAGCUGUGGAGUCUCUUGGGUUGGAGCUUAAGCGAGCCAAGGCUUUAGUCAAAAACCCUGAGACCAAAUCAUUUAGUAAACAAAUUGAGGAAGUGGUUCAUGAUCUUGGGAGGUCAUUAGGCCUAGUGCUCUUGGCUAGUCUAGAAGUGUCUACAGACUUGAAGGACAAGAUUGGGGUAUUGCACAAGGAUUUCAUGAGUACCAGGUUUGAUACGAGUUCAUUUCCAAGUACUAGUUAUGAUUCUGGGGUUGUGAGUGAGCUGGAGAUUGAAGAGGAAAUACAGGAGGAGGAAAGGGUUUGUUUUGGUAUUGAUGAUGUUGCUUUGCAGUUGAAGUGUGGUGAUGAUGAACAACUCAAGUAUGCUCUUUUGGAAUUGAAUGAAUUGAUUGGUGAUAAAAGGGUUAGCAGUGAAUGGAUUAAUGAUGAGGGUGUUAUUCCAAUUCUGUUUAAUCGGUUAUGUACAAGUAAUUCAGGCAAUCGGUUGAGUAUAGUUCAGUUAUUGAGAACCAUUGCUUCAGAUAAUGCUGAUAACAAGGAGAAGAUGGCAGAUGUUGGGCUCUUGUCUGUGCUUGUGAAAUCUUUGGUACGAGAUGAAGACGAAAGGAGAGAAGCUGUGGGGCUGUUGCUGGAUCUUUCAGGUCUUCAGUCAGUCAGGCGCCGUCUUGGCCGCAUUCAAGGGUGUAUUGUUAUGUUGGUUGCCUUGCUAAAUGGGGAUGAUGCUGUUGCUUCACGUCAUGCUGGGAAGUUGUUAAAAGCAUUGUCCAGUAACACGCAAAAUGCACUUCAUAUGGCAGAAGCCGGUUACUUCAAGCCACUAGUGCAGUACCUCAAAGAAGGUUCUGACAUGAGUAAGAUCCUGAUGGCAACAGCACUCUCAAGGAUGGAGCUCACUGAUCAAAGUAGAGCAUCCCUUGGAGAAGUUGGUGCAAUUGAACCCCUUGUCGGAAUGUUUAGCACAGGGAAGCUCGAAGCCAAGUUAUCUGCUUUAAGUGCCUUGCAAAAUCUGUCUAACCUGGCAGAAAACAUCCAACGGCUGAUCAGUUCAGGCAUCGUAGCAUCUCUACUGCAGCUGCUCUUCUCUGUAACAUCUGUGCUUAUGACACUUCGGGAGCCUGCAUCAGCUAUUCUCGCAAGGAUUGCUCAGUCAGAAUCCAUUCUGGUUAACCAAGAUGUAGCUCAGCAGAUGCUUUCACUCUUAAAUCUUUCCAGUCCGGUAAUCCAAAAUCACCUCUUGCAAGCACUGAACAGCAUUGCCUCUCACUCUAGAGCAUCCAAAGUUCGAAGAAGAAUGAAGGAAAAUGGUGCGUUUCAGCUUCUCUUACCUUUCCUUAUGGAAACUAACAUUAAAAUCAGGAGCAGUGCCUUGAAUCUGCUUUACACUCUCUCUAAAGAUUUACCAGAAGAGCUGACAGACCAACUAGGAGAAACCUAUAUCAAAAUCCUUAUCAAUAUUAUGUUGUCCUCAACAUUGGACAGUGAAAAAGCUGCUGCAGUCGGCAUACUUGGCCAUCUUCCCAUUAGUGAUAAGAAGGUUACAGAUAUGUUAAAGAGAGCGAAUUUGUUGCCCAUUUUGGUAUCCCUUAUGACUUCAAGAUCUGAAAUAUCAACAGAACCAACUUGCUGGUUGGUAGAAAGCAUCACAGGGGUGUUUAUCCGGUUCACAAAUCCCUCUGAUAAGAAAUUACAGCUGUAUUCAGCAGAACAAGGGGUGAUUCCUUUGCUUGUAAAGUCACUCUCCAGCGGAUCACCGGUUGCCAAGUCCAGGGCUGCAACUUCACUAGCUCAGUUAUCGCAGAAUUCAUCAUCUCUAAAGAAGUCGAGGGCAUUAAGGUGGUCGUGUGUUCCUCCUUCAGCAGAUGCAUUUUGUGAAGUUCAUGGAGGCCAAUGCUUGGUGAAAAGCACAUUUUGUUUAGUCAAGGCAGGUGCUAUCUCUCCUAUGAUCCAAAUAUUGGAAGGUAAGGAGAGGGAAGCAGAUGAAGCUGUGCUCGGUGCUCUUGCAACUCUCUUGCAUGAUGAAAUUUGGGAAAACGGAAGCAAUUACAUAGCCAAAAAGUCAGGCAUUCCGGCGAUUAUAAAAGUCCUGGAAUCAGGGAGCAUCAAAGCUCAAGAGAAAGCACUGUGGAUAUUGGAGAAGAUAUUUGGAGUUGAGGAACACAGAGACAAGUAUGGAGAAUCUGCUCAGGUGGUGCUCAUUGAUCUAGCCCAGCAGGGUGACUCCAGAUUAAAAUCAGCAACUGCAAAAUUGCUGGCACAACUAGAGCUGUUGCAAGUUCAAUCUAGUUACUUUUAAGACUAGCGUCUGUGUUUAUAAACACUAUCAAAUCCGCGAG